Messenger RNA from Echinococcus granulosus, 132 nucleotides. RefSeq lists its product as hypothetical. The transcript has 2 exons. Lineage: Eukaryota; Metazoa; Platyhelminthes; Cestoda; Cyclophyllidea; Taeniidae. The record is from RefSeq and is a predicted model, not a curated record. The coding region runs from base 1 to 132 and encodes 43 amino acids.
AUGGUACAGCCUGCAGUGCACCGUCGAACGAAUGAACAAAUGAACAAGUCAGAUUUUCUCACUGCGGAGUCCCGGGACGCUACAUUGGUGGCAGCAGAAAGCGAACCCGAUCUUGAAAGACAUGUAUCCUGA